AUGGUGUCCUCGCGCAAACGGACAUUGCAGGAGGCUGAAGAUGCCACCCACGAUGAGCCAUCGCUGCUUCAUCGCAUUCGAAACCAAUGGCAAUUCGCCAACCUGUGUCAGUGGAUCUACCUAUUCGGCAAAGUCGUCAAGAUCGAUGACAACCUGGAUACAGAGGAUAUUGAGGCCGAAUGCCUGAAGCCGAAUGCACCCGUCCUUCAGGACAUAGGACUUGCUUUGCUGAAGUUUAUCUCUUCGCAUCGCGGUUUAACGCACGAGCUGUUCGAUGAGUACACGCGGCGGCAAUAUUUGGCAAGGGCUCCUGAGAAGAAUCCAUUCGGAACAGAAGAGACUGCGGCCAAAUUUGCAGAUUUCGAUGUACUGACCAAGGUACUAUUCAUUGGAAGCUUGAAGUCUGUGUGCGCCACUGACCCAUCACAGAUCCAAAUCCUCCAACAAAUGACACAAUGGAUCAUGGUCCGCCCUGAGCGCAUCAGAGAGAAGAUGGAGGAGCAGAAGGACGUUGACCAAGCGAGCUGGAGGAUAGAACCCAUUGGCUGGGACAAGGACGACCGAACGUACUUCGUCCUUGAUGACAACAGAGUCUACCGUAUGACCGAGCCACCCCCCAAGCCGGCGACACCCAAGAAGAAGUCAAAAGUAACCAAGUACGGUUCCCGAUCGAACAAGAGACGACGCGUCUCUGGAACAAACGGCACAGGUGAAGCAGAGCAUUCUGUCAACGAGCCGGCUGAUGAAGUUGCUUCUACAGCACCAGAAGAUGAUGGUCUUGGCGGCAUGAAGUGGGAAUGCCUCGCCGUGAGCUUGGAGGAUGUACAGGGCAUCAUCGCUUCGUUCCACAAGACCAAGGACGACAACGAAAAGAUUCUUCGAGAUCAGCUCCAGGAGCACCUGCUUCCCAUUCUAGAAAAGCAGGAGGAAUCGAGAAAACGCAAGGAGCAACAGCGGGAGAGGGAGCUCCUGAAUCUGGCUAAGAUGGCGAAUGCGAAGCGAUCCAGCCGAAUUGCGAACAAGGCUGAGCAGCAGAAGCAAGAGGAAAAGGCUCAAGAAGAGGCAAAACUCAUGCAGGCUCAACGAGCAGCUGCAAAGAAGGAAGAGCAGCAACGGGCCAAACUUGAGAAGGAGCGGGACUCGAGACUGAUGUCCCGAGAAAAGCGACUCCAAGAUCGAGAAACACGCCGUUUACAACACGAACGCGAGCUCUCCCAGUUGUCAGAGGACAACCGCAGUGGUUCGGGCCGCAUAUCAGAACGGCGGCUGCAAGCUGAGAUUGAGAAAAACAAGCGCGCACUUGAAGAGCUUGAAGAUGAAGAGGACGACUGGAUCUUUGACUGCAUAUGCGGUGUCUACGGCCAAGUUGACGAUGGCACACAUAGUGUGGCGUGCGAGAAGUGCAACGUCUGGCAACACAGCAAGUGUCUCGGCAUAAGCGAGAAUGAGGCUGAGAAACCAGAGUUCCAUUUGAUAUGCCAGUCCUGCAAGCGGCGUGAGGUUGAGGCGGCGGCGGCGAGGCCCAAGACCACCAUCAAGCUCAAGGUUCAUCGUUCAGCCGACGCGUUGUCCUCGCCUUCGAAUCGCCCCCUUGGUGAAAGCAACUCCCGUCCAGCAUCAUCAGGGCUGGCAGUGGAAAGUCCAGCUGUGAAAGCAAUGGCAGGUCAAGCGCUCGAAACUGGUAGGCCAGGGUAUGAUCAAGCUAUAGCAGAGGUUCACCCACCGACGGAACCUGCUGGUUCGAAUCUUCUGAAGAAAGGGAACGGGACUCCGAACGAUCUUUCUUUUGUUGCUGGCUCCUCUGGGCCCCUGGGCAAAAUGAAUGGAACACGGCUAGCCAGCGAGAGCAGCCCCAGGCCGACAACCCCAAAGGGCGAGAACGGUGAAGACCACGGUAGAUCUCAACAGCUUUCCAACGGUAUCAGGGCGCCCACGAACGAUGGCGACAAGGUGCCGUCAAGCCCGACCCGUGUCGAAAAGACGCCUGGCCCCACGGACCCUACAUCACCCAGGUACGGAAACUCAAGUUUGAUGGCCACGCCCAUCAUCAGCCGAGAGCAUGGCAUUCCCGGCUCAGCACACUCAUCUUUCACGCUGCCAGCUCCAGAGGGCGGUCUAUCCCCAAUCAAACAUUCUCCUCCCAUGCCACGUCCACAGCCACCCAGCGUCAAGACCCCUGCUCUACCGGCUGUCCUGCCGCCUGUGGCGACACUUUCACCAUCCCCGCGGCAACAAAUCUUGACGCCGCCGAUCAAGCCCACUGAGCCUGUUCGAAGACCGCAACCAUCAAGGACAAGCCCUGGAGCGAUCUGA
Colletotrichum spaethianum is the source of this 2313-nucleotide messenger RNA. Its product is annotated as reticulocyte-binding protein 2 a. The transcript is spliced from 4 exons. The coding region runs from base 1 to 2313 and encodes 770 amino acids. Gene Ontology annotation, cellular component: RSF complex. Gene Ontology annotation, biological process: regulation of DNA-templated transcription. Lineage: Eukaryota; Fungi; Ascomycota; Sordariomycetes; Glomerellales; Glomerellaceae. The record is from RefSeq and is a predicted model, not a curated record.